Polypterus senegalus (gray bichir) is the source of this 5492-nucleotide messenger RNA. RefSeq names its product zinc finger and SCAN domain-containing protein 2-like. The record is from RefSeq and is a predicted model, not a curated record. Lineage: Eukaryota; Metazoa; Chordata; Cladistia; Polypteriformes; Polypteridae. Bases 887 to 2122 code for a protein of 411 amino acids. The transcript is spliced from 4 exons. Gene Ontology annotation, molecular function: RNA polymerase II cis-regulatory region sequence-specific DNA binding; DNA-binding transcription factor activity, RNA polymerase II-specific. Gene Ontology annotation, biological process: regulation of transcription by RNA polymerase II.
UCGAAAGCUCGUCACAAUGUUGAAACCGCAGUAUCGAGCGGCCCAUCACUAAUUCAUAGCGGCGCUUCGAAAGCUUGACACGUUAGUAUUCAGCAGCACAUCACUAGUUUGUUCUUAUGAGACCCUCGCGGUCAGACUUCUUCGCGGCCAUAAGAUCAAGCAAAGGUGCAGAAGAUUAUCCACACUUGAUGUGUCAACAGACCUUCUGUGUCAGCAGUGCUGUCAGGAUCAGUAAACUCUGAAUUAUACCAAGUUCUGCUUUGCCAGCCCAAUCUAAUACUUUAUCUGUAUGCCACCAUCUCUGCCCACAUAUCUCACAGUUUGCCCCUUUUUUAGACAAACACAGUGACUCCGUCUUAACCUGUGAGUUUGCUCAACUUCAACAUCGACAUCUUCUACUGGGACUGAGGAGUUUAGAGUCUCCUUCUCAUCUCCAGUGUCUUCAUUAUCUGAUGUAAUGUUAGAUAAAUCUCUCUCUCCAUCUCUCUCACUGAUGGUGGUCUGUCGAUUGUCACCUUUACUGUUGACUUUACGUAGUCUAGAAUGGUGGGCCCUUCCAAGAGCACCUCAACAUCUGACACAUUUCACAACUCCAUCCUGUCCAGUGACAUCUGCAGGUCCCUUCCAUUCUGCACAGUCCACUCUUUUGUCGUCCACUUUGUCUCCGAUUUAUCAUUUUCAGAAUUAACCUGUCUCUGGAGUGCUCUCCGUAUUUGCUCUGAAAGCUCAGCUUCAGUACACUGUGUGCACAAUUAUUGGGCAAGGCUUUCCCAUUUCACUUGUGCUUACACUGAGGUGUCUAAUGGCCUCCAGCUCAGGGCUCUCCAUGUGAGAAGUGAAUCUGAAAAGAGAAGGGCAGACACUUAAAGAGAGAGAACCACAGAGCAUGGCCUCUGCGAAAGAAGAUGGCGUGGAUGAAAGAACGGUGGACAUUAAAGAAGAGGACUGUGAGUGGCUCACACCAGAGGAUGUGCGUGUGAAGCUGGAGGAUCACGAAGAAAGAAUUUCAGUUUUUAAACAGGAGGAGGAGUGUCAGGGGGUGACUGCUGCCAUUACAACUGAAGACUUGAAUGAUUUCUCAGUUGGUCUUAAACUUCAAAAGCAAGAAAAUGAGGAUAUUUACAAGCAAGAUGCCUGUGAAGAAUUUCCAUUCAGUUUACAGCCCUGGUCCACUAAUACGGGACGACUGGCAACACAGGAGAAUUAUACAGAGCUGAAAUCAGAGUUAUCAGAGUCUGAAGAGAAAAUCACCGAGGAAAAUGGGAAAGAAGGAGAAGAGUCACCUGGGAGUGUUGGAAUAAAUUUACAGAAGAAUGGCAGCUUCUCUCCAUCUUCAUUUGGUCAGCCCUCUCCUCAAUACAAAGAGGAAGGUAUAGAGAAAUCAGCAAGAGGAUCACAGAACCUGACAGCAGCCUUUUUACAGUGCAGUUCUCUCCCUGCUACUGGAGUAACACAGACAGAAACCAUCAAAACUGACCGACAGCAAGUGGAGAAAGAAAUCCAAAUUCAUACUGGAGAUAAAUAUUAUUUGGAAUGUGGCAAACAAUUCACACAAAAAACUGAUCUUAAUAAGCAUAUGAAGAUUUACACUGGAGACAAACCUCAUUGUUGUUCAGAAUGUGGUAAGUCCUUCUCAUGGAGAAGCCAUCUUCAGAUUCACAGAAGAAGCCACACAGGAGAAAAACCUCACUGUUGUCCAGAAUGUGGUAACUCGUUCUCAUGUAUAAGCAAUCUUCACAACCACAGAAGAAUCCACACAGGAGAAAAACCUUAUUGCUGUUCAGAAUGUGGUAAAUCGUUCUCAUGGGGAAGCCACCUUCAGGACCACAGAAGAAUCCACACGGGAGAAAAAUCUCAUUGUUGUCCAGAAUGUGGUAUGUUGUUCACAAGGAGAAGCAAUCUUCAGAACCACAGGAGACGCCACACAGGAGAAAAACUUCAAUACUGUCGAGAAUGUGGUAAGUCAUUCUUAAGGAGAAGCAGUCUUCAGACCCACAGCAGAAUCCACACAGGAGAAAAACCACAUUGCUGUUCAGAAUGUGGUAAGUCCUUCUCAUGUAACGGCAAUCUUAAGAGGCACAGAAGAAUCCACACAGGAGAGAAACCUCAUUGCUGUCCAUAAUGUGCCACACAAUUUUCUGACAAAUGCAAUUUACAAAGACACACAGAAAUUGAUACUGGAGAGAAGCCAUAUUGCUGUUCUCAAUGUGGAAAAAGGUUUUAAACAUUUGCUCUUUGCAAGUAUACCCACAAACUCCCACUAGUGUGAAAAUGCAGUGUCUAUGUUUUGAAUGUGGCAAAUGUUAUACAAGCCAGUAAGGUCUUUAUCCACCUGCUAAAAUCCAUACUGAAGUAAAAUCUCAUGCUGUUCUGAAUGUGAGAAACGAUUCUUAUAUUUAAUGAGACUUCAGUGCCACAUCAAAACUCAUAUUGGAUAUAAACCUUAUUGUUGUCCUGGAUGUGAUAAGCAGUUUUCACAACAAAGCACCCUAAAGAGUCACAUCAGACGUCACACCAAAGAGAAACCUCACCAUUGCUUGGAAUUUGGCAAACAAUUCUCACACCUCAGUUCUGUUUAUAUACACAGAAAUCAAACUGGAGAGAAGCCUUACAGUUGUAUUGAAUGUGGAAUGCGACUCUACUAUAACAUUUCUCUUCACAAGCAUAAAAUAAUUUAUUCUAGUAAGAAACAAAGCUGUUCUGACUGUGGCAAGCUUUUCUCAGAUAGCACAACUCCUAAAGAUCACAUGAGAAUUCACUCUGGAGACAAACCUUAUUGUUGGCCAAAAUGUGGCAAACGAUUCUCACGUACAAGCAAACGUAGGUGCCACAGAAGGAUCCACACUGGAGAGUAGCAGUACACCUUUUUUGAAUGUGGUAAAGGGUUCUCUUCCAGAAGAAGUUUUCGGAGACACACACAAAGUCAUAUUGGAGUAAAUCCUGUCCCAGAAAUGAAAUAUGAUCUUUCCAUUGGAUCCUCAGGCAUAAAAAAUGAAGGAAAAUCUUCUGAAUGUGGUAAAGGACUCCAUUUGAAACUAGUUAAUAAAUACAUAAGAUUAGUGGAAAAAACACUGAAAGUGGCAAACAGAUCCUACAUGUAAGGUAACCUCAGAGCCACAUAUGAAUUCACACUGGAAUACAACACAUAUUUCACACACAGCAAGAAUCUUCUUCAACAACUUAUAGGUGCAAGAAAAAAACCUCAUUGUUGUUCUAAAUGUGGCCUUCAUAUUCAUAAAUGACUGGCCUAAUUGUGGUAAGCCUCUUACCUGUUGGGAAUGUUGAAAGUGGUCCUCCUGUAUCAGCCAUCAUCAGCAACACAUAAGAUUUCAUGAAGUACUCAAACUGUACUGCUAGGACGUCAGCCAUACAGGGACUGAUCAUCUUUGCACCAGUGCUGUGACAUAAGAUGGUGAAAAAUAUGAACACCAGACAACAGAAUGAGGCAGUGGUAGUACUGUGAGGUGAUUACAAUUUCAACCACAGAACACAACUGAAAAACUUCAAUGUACUAAAAAAAAUGGAGAAAUCAAAUGAAAUCCGCAGUGCAGUGCCAGCUACCAGGAGGUGCCACUGACAGCAUGGGGAAUAUUAAUGUUUCGGAGGUUUGAAGAUGGAGACUUAUCUGAGUAACAAUAAACUUGUACCAUCUCUGGGAUGUUAUCUGAUGGCUGACGCCUGGGCUGAAUGUAAACAGCCUUACUUAACCCUGAUAAUGGAGUCAUUUAGUGACGUCAGCUGACAGCCAAUGCUGUCCAAUCAGAUACUGGGGAGGGACAGUCGAGGAGGACAGGAGACUAAAAAGAGAGACACAUGACAGACCAAUGUAGAGGGGCUUUAUAAGACUUUAACACUAAUUUAGGUCAUCAUUUAUAAAUGAAAAGAGUCUUUACAAACCAAACACAUUAAUCAGCUGUGUGUCAAGGGUGAGUCCAAGAGUGGGAAUUUAAGAAGAUCUAAAUACAAAUAAAAUGAAACAUUCAGGGUUGAAGACCUGUUUAUGACCUGAAGAGUCACAACAGCAUGCUAGAGUUAGCACGGGGGACCGCAGUUGUGAAGAAUAUCAAUUAAUGUAUAGAAGGAAUAUUAUUUAAAAUAAUAACUUUAUGAGAAAUGUGACACCAUUAUGAAAGCAGAAACACACAGGGAUCUCUGCUGCUCCAGCUGUUAAUUUGAUCUAUUAAUGUAAAAAUAUAAAACGGAUGUUACUUUGCUCCAUAUCAGUAUAUCCUGGGGUGGUGUGUGAAGGACGCUCUAUUCUCCGAAUGUGUUGGUUCAGGUUUCAGUUUGAGUUCAGCACCUUCUUCAUAUCGAUGCCCAAGACAACGUUUCUUCACGUUGAGACUACAAGCUGGAGGGCACAGGAGCUCAAUAAACUCCAACAGCAGGAUGGACGAUUAGAAAGCUCUGCUCUGAGAGAGUGUCAGCUACACAAAACUUCGGCUUCAUUUACUUGACAGAAAACUCCAAAAAGCAGAAGUAGCCCCUUCUGUACCCCCACCACUGAAGGUCACAUUUGACCCCCUCACUACUCAAUGUUGGUUCACUCUGCUUGGACUUUCUGUAUUUUCUAAGUGUUUUAUUUUUUGGCCACACUCUUUUUACAUUUUAUUUCUUUGAUGUUCUUAAGGGACUCUUACAAGGACUUAUCUAAAAAGGGUACAUUGGCCAUGUAAUGCAAGAAGGCAGAAAAAUAUAAAAAGUGAAAACCACAAAAUGAAGAGGUGACAUCGAUGAAAUAUACUCAGUGGCAGAGGUGACGUGGCCAAAAUCAGAAAAGACAGUACAGUAAAGGCAGGUACCAACUGAAAACAAAAGAAAGCUGAUUGGUGGAAAGAACUGUCAGUCACUCUUGAGUGGACCGUUGAGGACAGCCGUGACAUGCAGACUUCAAAGUUCAUGUGUUUUUGAUAUCAAAUCUGUGACCAUGCACUGAAUAAGUCAGUUAUUUAUCGGUUAGCAUGUUCUGAAAUGUCAUCACAAAGAUCAAACAAACACGUCAUGUGGAGUUUGUGAUCAGUCACUUUUGUUGGUUUUUAUGACACCAUUCAUCAGCCCUGUAUAGAGUGACACUUCCAGAUCGGCAACCCCACUGCACCCCGUGGCACAUUUGGAAUUUGGGACUGGAGCACAAGGUGGAUGGCACUCUGAGAAGGACAGACUUGUAAGACGUGAACAAAGCCAGCUGCCUUCCCUGGUCUGUCUUCAUUCAGAAGGACUCACCUGAGUGGUGGGAUUGUUCUGCGGCGCUCCUGUUAGCCGACAUUUCAUCAGCUUGCUUUCUGCGUUUCAUCAGAUAACCAGUAGAGUUAAUCAAACACGAGCCAGGCCUGUUACAAUGUGAACGUUCUUGACAUUUUGUUUUACUUUAAAUAUUUUUUCUGCUUCUUUACUUUGAGUUCCUGGAGGCCUUGUACAUUACAGAUUAUUAAUACAUGAGCAUUUGGUGUUAGUAAUGAAUUGACAAUUAAUAAACUGUUUUUAUUGCUAAA